GGGAAUUCUAUUUUCGGUUUACAACAGUAAAAGGAAGAACAAGCUAAGAUCACUACUAGUAUUACCGACGACUACGUUUGCCCUCGGAAGUGACAGACACAUUUAAAAUAUGGCGAACCUGACACCCAAGGAGAAGCAAUCAAUCCAAAACCUGAUUGGCGAAGGUCCGAAGUCCUUCAUUAAGGUAUAUAGUGCCAAGGAAGACGGAUGCAGUGCGGUGGAGUUCCAUAAAAAGUGUGAUAAUAUUGGGGCAACACUGACAUUAAUAUACAACUCGGCUGGGGAAGUUUACGGUGGAUAUACUUCGGUCAGUUGGCAGUCUGUCCCCACUAAGCAACCUGUAUACGACAACACGGCGUUCCUCUGUUUAUUACGGAAAGAAGGGAAAACAGAUGCGAUGAAAUACCAAAUAAAUCUGCCCCCGUCAGCUAUUAUGUUAGAUUCCCAAAGUGGACCAACUUUUGGUAGUGGGCCUGAUCUUCAGGUUUUCACUGGGAAAAUCUCGCCCGAUGCAGACGGCAUGUUCACACUUAACUCCAGCAUGACAUCUAUCAGCUACACUCAUUUGCCGUCAUCGCUUGCUGACGAAAUCAAACCUGACGCCAGUGCCAGUGACGUGGUUGUUUAUAGUGUUAAAGAUACGUGUCAGACAAUAAUGGCGAAACCGUGGAGAUUAGAACCAAAAUUUGAAAAGGAGUAUCUAAGAGACUUGGUGGACGAAGUUGAAAGCUACUGGCCUCUUAAGGAUAUGGGCGUACCCGAGGAUGCGUUACAAAACGUCAAUAUUCUCUUCAUCGGACCAAUAGGGGCAGGCAAAUCGAGUUUUCUAAACUCGGUGGAAUCGGUGUUUCGUGGUCACGUGACAAUGUCUGCUAGUGCCGGAAAUCGUACGAAAAGUGUGACGUCAGCAUACCGACAGUACCCAAUCACGGCAUCAGAUAAUCGCCAUUACCUAAAGUUCCAGCUAUGUGAUUGUAGAGGAUUGGAUGAUGGAAAUAACAUCACCAAGGAUGUAGAGGCUAUACUGGAGGGACAUACGCCAGACAACUAUACAUUCAACAUAUCCAACCCACUGACGAGUACAACCCAUGGCUUCAGGAAAGACCCAAAACUCAAGGAUAAAAUUCAUUGUGUGGUAUACGUUCUGGACGCAAGUAAAUAUUCUGCUGACUUCGAAAUGUCCUUCGUUACUGAUGACGUCAGGGACCAGAUUAAGGAUAUCCAAGACAUUGUUGAUCAGAAAGGAAUUCCACAACUGAUCUUGCUGAACAAAGUAGACAUGGCUUGUCUCCUGACAAAACAAGACACAUCACACGUCUACCGCAGUGAAACAAUUCUACAGAAGUGUCAGGACGCGGGCAACUGUCUAGGUCUCCCACCAAUGACUGUGUUACCGAUGAAGAACUACUUUAUGGAACCUUCUACCACGGAUGACAUCAGCAUCCUUGCAUUAUACAACAUCCGGCAGAUGUUACGAGCAGCCGAUACCUUCCUCCGCGUCAAUCACCUCGACGAACUCCGGGCAGAUAGAUACGAAUCACAGUAUAGUUAGAGAUCGAAAUAAUACAAUCAAGUUUAACGAACCUGACAGCAAAUGCACUUAAAGUUAAAAACUGGUGUCAAUGGAAGACUUGCAGAUAAGGGGAAUACACGAAGAGACAUCGUCAGUUUAAACAUCUAUGACAUAUUUUGUCUCUACAUAGAUGUAGUAUAUCUAGCUAUUAUAUGUACCUACGUAUAUGUUUGUAAGACAUUUACCCGCUAAUUGUAUGUUUUUCCGUGAUCGUUUCUUUAUAUGUAAUACGAAAACAUAUUUCUUCAAAUUUGUUCCAUAUCAAUUACGAAAGCAAUUGUGUAUUAUGGUCAUUAGCAAUCGGAGAAGGUUUGCUGAUAAUUGAUCAGUGUUGUUCAAAUAUGGGCAACUAGUUAUCCAAACGUUGUGCAGAAUUUAUGUGCUAUAGCUUAGUGAAAUAAAACUGAAUGGUAGGUAAUGGAGAAGAAGUGUGUUACUGAUAGGAGACACAUUGGAACGGUACAUUUCUGAACAGAUCAUAUUUUGGAAAAAAUGGCACGAAACGUUGAUAAUUUUUUUUCUUUUGGGAAAAGAUUUGUCAUUUUUCGAUGUUUGAAUCCAUUAUAUUCAUUAUCUCUAACAGUUGGUCAUUGGACCAUACGUUUGUUUUAGUUAGUGUUCUAAAUGUCCAGUGUUGACGAGCUUUGAAAAAAACAUUUUAGCUAGAAGAGGUUGGUAUUGAUGCGAACAAGUUAGUAAGCUUAUUGGUAUUUAUAAGAAAAUUUCAGUAAGAUGGUUAGUAUUCAAAAGAAUUUUCCUGUAAGAUGGUUGGUAUUCAAAAGAAAAUUUAAUUAAGAUGGUUUGUAUUCAUAAGACAAUUUUAGUAAGAUGGUUGGAAUUCAUUAGAGAUAUUAUGAUGAACAAAAGUAAAACAUUGAUUAAACACUCUUUGUAAGUAUCUAAGUAGUGUAUAGUAACAGCUAAAUAAUGGUUUGUCGGUAGAUUAUUGUAUUUGUAUAUAUAUUAUAUUUAAUCAGCAAUUAGUCAAUUUCAAUUUCAAACAAUCUUAUUGACAAAAAUACAAUUGUCAAAGGGAUAAGACAUCAGGCAUUGCCUAUAUAAGUCUUCUCCCUAAGAACAAUACAGUGGUACAAAAUACAGACAUUCAUUAACAGUACACAUACUCAACACACAACAAAACAAUAACAGUCAUCUAAAUUAAACUGUAAACAAAUGAAGGGAGAUAACUCCAAUAUGAUUAUCAUACUUAAAUGAGAUUUAAAUGGUGUAAGAAAAUAAAUAUAUAAUUCAAAUUUUUCCUUAACAUAAUAACUUGAAUAAAUGAUUCAAUUUUUUAGUUGGUGACUAUAUUUUGCAAAUAUUUAGUGAAAUUGUGGCCCCCUCCAAAUACAGAUACAGGCCAAGGACUGUCCAUUUCACUCUAAGUAGGCCAUCCACUGAUGAGGAAGGAGACACAACUACACAAAACAGUUUGCUUUUUAAAUGGAAUCAGGGUUUAUUUAGUAUUUUCGUUUCAAUGGGACAUUGUUUUUAAAAAUUCAUAUUGGAGUUUCACUUCAUGAGAGUAAAAAA
Messenger RNA from Pecten maximus, 3106 nucleotides. Its product is annotated as interferon-induced protein 44-like. Bases 110 to 1552 code for a protein of 480 amino acids. The transcript has 7 exons. Lineage: Eukaryota; Metazoa; Mollusca; Bivalvia; Pectinida; Pectinidae. The record is from RefSeq and is a predicted model, not a curated record.